CGAGGGCGUCGCGUUUUUCGCCGUCCGACGUUUUGUGUAUCAAGGAUUACGGCCACGACACGGAAAGACGAGUUCAAGUACAGCUACGCGGGUCAUACGGAGAGAAGAUCUUUCUGCUCAUGGAAUUUCCUACGGUGUGCGAAAAAGAGCGUUUCAUCUGUGAUGUUUGCCCCUUAGCAUCCACUGACAACCACAACGGUAGGGGCACGUCAAACCACAGUCCGCUCGUAACGUCUACAGCUAGAAGAAAUGCUCUUGGGACGAACGUCGAUGCAAUAGGCGGUGGAAUUCGACCACUUGUAAGGACACGAAGCGGACGUGUGCCUGAAGACAUGAACUCUUCAACAGGUUGUAGAUACGCUGGCAAUGGGAGUAUUUCAUCAUCACAACAUGAUGAUAGUCGAGAGACGUCGAGCUUCAAUCCGACUAUGGGUCAUUUUGCUGUGCCACCGAUGGGAGGUCCUGGCUCGGCGCCGUCGGGCCUUCUCGGCAUGCGCCAUCCCGCCGUCGGAAAGGCUACAUUGCUAUCGCCGCGCCAUUUGCAAGUAGUGCCUAUAGCAUCUCGGUCUACUCCGGCUUCGCAUUCAACUUCUAGGUACAAUCAUGGAGGAGAUCACAGUUCGAGUGGGAUGUUGCAACUCGGCCAGAGCAAUAGUGCAUCUAAUGCUAGUGGUAGCAGAGGAGGGGGAGUUGUCACGGGCCACCUAGGUUGUGUCCGUGAACUGGAAGACGAGGCGUCACUAGGGAACGGGUCUUGGCCUCCUUCUGAGAAUACUUCUAGCAGGAGAUAUCAGGGAACUACGUCAGCACUGCAUGACCGUGACGAUGUUUAUCCACGUCGCGACGAGGACCAGGAGCACUCGUACAACGCGGCGUCAGCCUUACCUUCUCCCGGCUCCAUUACCGGAACGCUAAGCUCUAGUGGUUGCGACCACGUCCUUUCGUCCACUAGUUGCGCCCUUGGUUAUCGGCCGCCGUCGCCCCGUCUGUCAUCUUGUGCUUCAGGUCGUGACCAACAGCAGAGUCCGGACCAGGCCUCAAGCUGUACUACACUCCAUCAGGAAGAUGCUUUGAUGAGCACCCUAGCGUCAUCAUCCACUGCGCGCAGCAGUCAAGUCCUACGGAAAAGUAAUCGAGAAGUGAGAUUUCAUCCGGACGAAGAACACCAACAUGCUGCUGAAGGAGGUCAACAAUUUGCCGACCCGGUGCCAACCACAGUACCAGGGGGAGAGGUAUUCGGACAACGAGCUAAGCACGAAGGUGUAAAUCUUCCCUACAAAAAUCAGUCCUCUGCGGCGCGCUUGUAUCCCGAAGUUGGACAUCAGGUGGACGAGAACGCCAGUACUAUUGGGUUAUCAGCAUCUGCGACCCCGACCGCGUCUUCAACUUUCGGUGGCCUUGGCAAUGUUUCUUACAAGCAGGAUUUUCACACUGGAUACCGAAGUGCUCAAUACCAAGAACGUUUUCUGCAGAACAAUUUCAACAACGGGAGUCCCCGCAACAUGGUGGUUUGCUCAUCCCCUGGAGACCAUCAACAUCCUGCCAAAAUCCACCGCCGUCGCGCUUCCCUUUCCGAUGACGCUCUGGUCGCUUUAACGGAAGACUUGCAGGAAGAAAGUAUUGGGAGAGCGCGCAAACUGCUUUUGCUCCUAGAGGUCCCGAUCGAACUCUUGUUCGAGACUACGAUGUCCUGGUGCGAUCCCAAGGAUGCCCCGAAAAAACACUUGUGGGGCUACUGUUUUCUGCUAUCGAUGUUGUGGCUGGGCGUUUUUUCGAACUUGAUGGUGACUACAGUGGAGCACAUCGCACGAGCGUUUCAGAUUCCGACCGCUUUUCUUGGUGCGACGCUUUGCGCGGCAGGUACCAGUCUGCCGAACGUUUGGGCCUCUUUCCUCGCGUCAAAGGACGGCAAAAGCGACAUGGCAGUUGCAAACGCCCUAGGGUCGAACGUGCAGAAUGUCUUCUUGGCACUCGCGUUGCCGUGGCUGCUGCGGAGCAUAUUGUUGAGGGACGAUCCAGGACGACGCACUUUGCCGUUGCAGGCGCCGGGCCUCGCUGUUGGAACUGGGUGGAUGGCGGGAACGCUCUUGCUGCUGUUGGUGUUGGCCAUAAGUCGCAACUUCACCCUUCACCGCCAGAUCGUGCCACCCCUCUUCGCGACACUUUACAUCCUCUUUGUCCUGCAAGUGUGGCAGGCAUGUAGCGCGACUGUAGGAGGAGCUUGAUCUCCUGUAUAAUCAGUGUCUACGACCUCUACCUGUAUCUCCCACUAUAACUCCCAUGAUGUCCUCCUCUCAGUAUGUACUUAUUCGUUUACAUCAGAUGUUGAUGUUGAUCGAGAUGAUGUUUUUUCCCUUUUUUAGUCAGUUGUAUUGAAGAUCAUAGUGAAAGGCUAGUUGCCGCUAAAAGUUCUAUCCCCUACUUUUAGUCACAUCUCAUUCUCAUAUUGUUUUUUUUCACUUCAACUGUUCCAAGUCUAUUUUCCUUUCCGUGUCAUAUGACAACCCGCAUAUGCAGGCGACUUUGAGGAUAUCGAUUCGUAUGCGUGCUGAGGUAUCUGAGACGAUGUAUGGACGCUCCGUCACCGGUGGUAUCUUUCUUGAACAGCUUUAAAGUUGAUAAUUCUAAUCCCUG
Amoebophrya sp. A25 is the source of this 2634-nucleotide messenger RNA. The record is from the annotation of a GenBank genome assembly. NCBI's taxonomy places the organism in Eukaryota, Dinophyceae, Syndiniales, Amoebophryaceae.